GAAGAGAUGUCAGGAGCGAAAACAGCACAACAUGAAGAGAUGUCAGGAGCGAAAACAGCACAACAUGAAGAAAUGUCAGAGACAAUGUCACCAGUGUGUGUUAAGGAAUCAUUGGAAAAGACACCAGUAAGUGAUAAAUAUUUGUCAGAAAUCAACUCAACCGCUUGUGAUGAAAUGUCAGGGGUGAUGAAGUCAACUCUUUGUGGUGAGCAAUUUUCCAAAGAAAAUGCUAAUAAAUAUGAGGAACAAUUGUCAGAUAUGUUACCAACAUGUAAAGAGGAGGGAGUGAAGAAAAGUGCAUGUGGUGAAGAAUUAUUGGCACAGAAGGCAGCUGCACAUGAUGAAGAAUUGUUAGAAAAACUGUCAUCUGCAUAUUAUGAAGAUUUGUCAGCAAAAACAUCCACAGAUGAUGAUGAGGAUUUGUCAGAGAUGAUAUCAUCAGCAUGUAAUGUUGAUUUGUCAGGAGAGAGAUCCUAUGUGUGUGAUGAAGAAGUUCUUGUACCGGUACCAGUUAGCCAAAAGCAAGAAGUCUCUAAGGAUCAGGAGAAAACAUUAAAGCCUUUGAUUGAGGAUGAUGAUGAUGAUGAUGAUGAUGAUGAUGGUUGGUUUGGUCCAAGGACACUUUUCUUUUUCCCUAUAGAUUAUUUCAAGGCUGUUAGAAAAGAUGUCUGCUGAAAAAAAGAACGAAAAUUGUUAAAUAAUGAGAAUAAAG
Molecule: messenger RNA, 712 nt
Organism: Saccostrea cuccullata (small rock oyster)
Lineage: Eukaryota; Metazoa; Mollusca; Bivalvia; Ostreida; Ostreidae
Exons: 3
Coding region: 7-675 (222 amino acids)
Source: RefSeq, a predicted model, not a curated record